This is a messenger RNA of Saccostrea cuccullata (small rock oyster), 799 nucleotides long. RefSeq lists its product as uncharacterized. Lineage: Eukaryota; Metazoa; Mollusca; Bivalvia; Ostreida; Ostreidae. The coding region runs from base 23 to 604 and encodes 193 amino acids. The transcript is spliced from 8 exons. The record is from RefSeq and is a predicted model, not a curated record.
UUCGACAAGAAUAUUGCAGAAAAUGUCGCCACGUUAUACAGAUAUUCUUAUUUUCCUGACCUGCAUAACCUAUACAGCGGCUUUACACUGUUUGAACUGUACUAAUGAUAUUCCUCCGAGAUAUUGUUCUACAGUCAGAAAAUGUAAUGACGGAGAGGUUUGCUUUACGAAAAGUCAUACGUCAGAAAAUGGAACAGUUUUGUUUGACACCGGCUGUAAAUCUUCCCAGGCUUGUGGAUUAGGUCAUAACAAUAAUCACGGAGUUGAUCAACUGCACCACCAUACCCUGUGUAUGGAAUGUUGUUCUUCCCCUCUGUGCAACAACAAAGGAUGUUCUCAAUCAGGAUAUCCGUCUAAUCGGGGACCUAUUUGUUUUGAUUGUCAAAACAUAUCAGAUCCAACUCUUUGUGACCGACUGAAAGUAUGCGAAGUUAAUCAGGCAUGCUAUCUGCAGAAAGAGGUUGAGUCUGGAAACUUGCAUUACACAUCCGGUUGCAUCAAUAAACAGGCUUGUACCUCAAGCGUAGACAUUUUUGGGAAAAGAAAUAUAGACGGGUGUUCAAAAUGCUGUCUAAGGGACCUAUGUAACAUUCAAUGUAAGUAACUGAAGUCGAGGGAAAUUUAUGGAUUCAAUUAACUACUAAAAAAUUAACCCUGACCGUUUCAAAGAAAAUUGGGUGGUAAACAAAUUACUCAACAGCUCCACUUAAAAAGAAUGAAACAUGAGUUUGUAAAGGAACGGUAUACCUUGCAUUAAAAAAAAAUGAAUAUCACAUUGAAAACAAUUUCUUUUUUCUUG